UGGCUAGAAACUACCACUACUCGCACCACCAAGACACACAAAAAGACAGUAAUUACUAGUACACCUGCUUCGCCUUUCCUCGAUCGAAUGGCUUCCCGUGGUGUUUCCCGUGUGAAAGCCGGAUACUGGUUUUGCGGGCCUAACUUUUUGAUCCGGCCGCCAACAGAUUUACCUAUCGAACUCUUCACACAUCUUUAUGCUGGCUUUGCCGAGGUCAACAGUGAUGGCUCGGUCACCAUUCCUAGCUCGUACUCGGACAGAUUCCAAGACUUCACUAGAACCGUUCGAGAACGUUCCAACCGUCGGGUGAAAACUCUUUUAUCCAUCGGUGGUGAAGGCUAUGACAUAUCUCCAGUGGCGAUGGAUCUAAAUAAACGUGCCAAAUUCAUACAGACCUCAAUAAGUGUAGCCAGGAGUUUCGGUUUCGAUGGCCUUGAUCUCUGCUCGCUAUACCCGACCCCGACCCCGACCCCGUCCCCCCAGAAUGUCUUGCCACAGCCAUGCCCCCCAAUCGGCCAAAUUAUUGUCUUGCCACAGUCAUGCCCCCAGAUCGGCCAAAUUAAUGUCUGCCCACAGCAAUACCCCCAGCCAUUGCAGUGCUCAUCCCUCGACAUAUUGCUUGGGGAAUGGAAUCAGGCAGUGAGGAACGAGGCCGAGGGUGAUCGGUUGCUGCUAACCGCGGCGGUGUUUCACCACCCGGUCAUUCCUGGUAAAGACGGCUGUAACAAUUUCUGGUAUCCUUGUAAGGCUAUUUCAGACAACUUGAACUGGAUCAACGUACUGGCCAUUAACUUCUAUACUCCCUCCAACUCACCCACUUUGACUGGACCGGUUCAUGCGUGGUCAAAUCAUACAGACAGAAACAGGUGCGGAAGAUCAGGCAUUGAGGAGUGGAUUAAGAACGGAGUUCCGGCCAAAAAAUUAGUCCUCGCCCUUCCGUUUUCUGGCUAUGAAUGGAAUCUAACGAACCAGAAUGAUGAAAAUGGAUUGUUUGCAGAGGCUUAUCCAGCACAUAAAGAUUACAAAAAUAUCCAUGCAUUUGUCAGUAAAAGGAAUACUGAAUAUACAACCAAUCACGUCGGCUCCUAUGUUGCUACCUACUCGCAAAACGAGAGGAGUUGGGUUGGUUAUGAUGAUGAAAGGUGCAUCACUAGAAAGGUUAGCGAGGCAAUUGGUGAGAAACAUAUAAAUUUGCGCGGUUGCUUUGCAUGGCAUGUGGGCGCCGACGACGAGACAUGGACUCUUUCCAAUGCAGCCUUUGGGAAAGAUGCAAACUGGCCAGCGGGUGAUCUGUGAUAUUAAUGGCCGCCAGUAUUGUGAAGAAUAAUGAUCAACAGCGCGCAUGGCUAGCAAUCAGAUAUGGUGUGUUUGCUAUAAAUAAGUAUGUGUGUGUGUUUGUGUGUGCUAGUAUUAUCAAUAUUAAGGCCAAUGAUAUCAGAUAUACAGAUGUUAUGUUACAAUUAUAUGUAACAUAUAUAGAAGCAGCCUGUAUCAUCAGCAAUAAGGCCAAUUCUGAGUUAAUUGUGUGUAAUAUUAUUAUAGAACCUAGCGUGUAUUAUCCCCAAUUAAUAAGGUCAUUCUUAUGGCCACCGAUUGUACAAUAAUUUAUAUUUGUUGUGUAUUAUAAAUGGAAGUACUUCCUUUUGCUUUA
Molecule: messenger RNA, 1651 nt
Organism: Carya illinoinensis
Lineage: Eukaryota; Viridiplantae; Streptophyta; Magnoliopsida; Fagales; Juglandaceae
Product: class V chitinase-like
Exons: 2
Coding region: 88-1296 (402 amino acids)
Biological process (GO): chitin catabolic process; carbohydrate metabolic process
Cellular component (GO): extracellular region
Molecular function (GO): chitinase activity; chitin binding
Source: RefSeq, a predicted model, not a curated record